Messenger RNA from Perca flavescens (yellow perch), 1774 nucleotides. Its product is annotated as tripartite motif-containing protein 16-like. Lineage: Eukaryota; Metazoa; Chordata; Actinopteri; Perciformes; Percidae. Bases 41 to 1708 code for a protein of 555 amino acids. The transcript has a single exon. Gene Ontology annotation, molecular function: zinc ion binding; protein binding. The record is from RefSeq and is a predicted model, not a curated record.
GUGAGACUCAGACAGUUGUUGUCACUGACUGAGAGCUGAAAUGGCGCAGAAAGGAGUUCAGCUGGACCGGGAAACCUUCUCUUGUUCCAUCUGUCUGGAUCUACUGAAGGAUCCGGUGACUACUCCCUGUGGACACAGCUACUGCAUGGACUGUAUUAAAAGCCACUGGGAUGUAGAGGAUUGUAAGUACAGCUACAGCUGCCCUCAGUGCAGGAAGACAUUCACACCGAGGCCUGUCCUGCUGAAAAACACCAUGUUAGCAGAUUUAGUGGAGGAGCUGAAGAAGACUGGACUCCAAGCUGCUCCUGCUGAUCACUGCUAUGCUGGAGCUGAAGAUGUGGCCUGUGAUGUCUGCACCGGGAGAAAACUCAAAGCACACAAGUCCUGUCUGCAAUGUCUGGCUUCUUUCUGUGAGAAACACCUUCAGCCUCAUUAUGAAUCAGAGACAUUCAAGAAACACAAGCUGGUGGAGCCGUCCAAGAAGCUCCAGGAGAACGUCUGCUCUCGUCAUGAUGAGGUGAUGAAGAUGUUCUGUCGUACUGAUCAGCAACUUAUCUGUUAUCUCUGCUCUGUGGAUGAACAUAAAGGCCACAACACAGUCUCAGCUGCAGCAGAAAGGACUGAGAGGCAGAAAAAGCUUGAGGGGAGUCGACAGACCAUCCAGCAGAGAAUCCAGGACAGAGAGAAAGAUGUGAAGCUGCUUCAACAGCAGGCGGAGGUCAUCAAUCUCUCUGCUGAUAAAGCAGUGGAGGACAGCGAGAAGAUCUUCACUGAGCUGAUCCGUCUCCUGGAGAAAAGAAGCUCUGAUGUGAAGCAGCAGGUCAGAUCCCAGCAGAAAAGAGAAGAGAGUCGAGUCAGAGAGCUUCAGGAGAAGCUGGAGCAGGAGAUCACUGACCUGAAGAGGAAAGACUCUGAGCUGGAGAAGCUCUCACACACAGAGGAUCACACCCAGUUUCUACACAACUACCCCUCACUGUCACCACUCAGCCAAUCAGCAUCCAGCAUCCAUAUCUGUCCUCUGAGCUGCUUUGAGGACGUGACAGCAGCCGUGUCAGAAGUCAGAGAUAAACUACAGGACGUCCUGAGAGAGAAGAGGACAAACGUCUCACUGACAGGGACUGAAGUGGAUGUUUUACUGCCACAACCAGAGCCCAAGACCAGAGCUGGAUUCUUAAAAUAUUCACGUGAAAUCACACUGGAUCCAAACACAGCACACACACAGCUUUUAUUAUCUGAGGGGAACAGGAAAGCAACAGUAAUGAGUCAAACACAGUCUUAUUCUAGUCACCCAGACAGAUUCACUGGCUGGUGGCAGGUCCUGAGUAGAGAGAGUCUGACUGGAUGUUGUUACUGGGAGGUGGAGAGGAGAGGAGCAGUGUAUGUAGCAGUCUCAUACAAGGAUAUCAGCAGAGCAGUGAGGUCAUUUGAAUGUGAAUUUGGAUUCAAUGACAAAUCUUGGGCGUUAUAUUGUAACAACAACACUUAUUUAUUUUGGUCCAACAAAGUCCAUACUACCAUCUCAGGUCCUGAGUCCUCCAGAGUAGGAGUGUACCUGGAUCACAGUGCAGGUAUUCUGUCCUUCUACAGUGUCUCUGAAACCAUGACUCUCCUCCACAGAGUCCAGACCACAUUCACUCAGCCCCUCUAUGCUGGACUAGGGUUUUAUGGUUCUCUUGGAGACUCUGCUGAGUUGUGCAAACUAAAAUAGACAGAAGUCAACACAACACAACAAACAAACAAACAGCUGAUUGUUGCGCAUCUCUCUCUCUCUGUC